Molecule: messenger RNA, 645 nt
Organism: Trichophyton benhamiae CBS 112371
Lineage: Eukaryota; Fungi; Ascomycota; Eurotiomycetes; Onygenales; Arthrodermataceae
Exons: 2
Coding region: 1-645 (214 amino acids)
Source: RefSeq, a predicted model, not a curated record
AUGUUGGUGAAGGCGAGGUCUGUAGCAGGAUUUUGGACGGCGGACUUGGAAGUGCGCGCAGGCUGCAAGCAACAAACAACCACCACAACCACGGCCGGGGGGUUCAGCCAGCAGUCCAGCAAGGCAGGCGAGGGCAAAAAAAAAGAGGGAGGACAGGCCAGGGCGAGGGCGAGAGAGGCUGCAGACUCUCUUUCGACUGGUGCAAGUGCAAUUGGGCAGACAGCAGAACAGCAGGGAGGAGGCAGAGUCAAGAGGCACCAAAGCACGCGACAGGGGAGGGACUCUUCUUCUUCUUCUUCUUCUUCUGCUGCUGCUGCUGCUGUUUAUUCGCAGCCCCAGGGCCACUCACGGCGGGAAGACGGGCUCACGGGCUUGGAGCCACUUACAGACGGCCAGCGAGCUUCUCGGGGCGGGUCUCCAGGCCAGAGACAGCCAGAGAGGCGAGACAGAGGCAGAGUCACAGGCAGAGUCACAGGCAGAGUUACAGGCAGAGAGGUGGUGAUGGUGCUGGGGGACAGAGAUGUGACAUGGCCGGGGAUGCUCACAGCGAGGCCGUCAUCGCGGACAGAGAGAGAUGCAAGACAGAAAGAGAAAGACGAAGAAGAAGACGAAGACGAAGACGAAGACGAAGGCUGCCCUGACUAA